AUGCACUCUUUUUCUUCUUCCUUUGAUUCACCAUCAUGCCGCCCUGACCAAAGUUCUGCUCUACUCCAUUUCAAAAACUCAUUUUCCAUUACAAAACUUGAUCCUUCUGAUUUAACUGAUCCCUAUUCUAUGUCUUUUCUUUUCUAUCUUAGUUGUGCAGACGAUAAUAACACCAUUCCAUACUCCAAGACAUCUUCUUGGAAAAAUGGUACAAAUUGUUGCUUAUGGGAUGGGGUCUUUUGCAAUCCAUUAGGUCACGUAAUUAAUCUCGGCCUUAGUUGUGGAUUCCUUCGUGGUAAAAUUCUUCCCAACAAUAGUCUCUUCCAACUUACCCCUCUUCAAAUGCUUGACCUUAGCUUCAAUGACUUUCAGAAGUCUCACAUACCAUCCAACUUUUCACAACUCGUAAGUUUGACGCACUUGCGCAUCACUUCUUCUGGCUUUUCUGGUGAAGUUCCAACUCAAAUUUCUCAUCUACACAAAUUGGUUUCUCUUGAUCUCAUGGAUCCUGUAAGUUUUAAACCAAACACUUGGGAGACACUAACAAAAAAUGCCACUCAUAUAGAGGAUAUUUCGCUGUCAGGUGUGGAUAUGUCAUCAAUAUCACCAAGUCAUAUAUUCAAGAAUAUUUCAUCUUCUUUGAUCUCUCUCAGUUUUGUUGGCAAUGGAUUGCAAGGCAAUUUGGGAGACGAAAUCUUCUCUUUUCCACAUAUUCAGGAGAUAAAUUUGGAUGGUAACGAGAAUCUCAUAGGCUAUCCUCCAAAGUCGAAUUGGAGUCAAAUAGGUGAAAUAUCCUCUCAUUCAUUGGAAUUUCUUGAUGUGUCUAAUAACAAGUUGUCCGGUCCAAUUCCAAGGUCAAUUUAUUCCCUUGAGAACCUUACAUAUCUAAACCUUGCUUACAACUUUCUCGUAGGAAGUUUGCAGUUGCACCACUUGUCAUUGAAGUACAUGCAGUACUUUGACUUGAGUAACAACUCGCUUCAAGCAGAGAUUACUUCUUCUAUUUGUAAUGCUAUCUCACUUGAAUUUCUAAGCUUGUCCCACAACUACUUCACCAGCACCAUUCCACACUGCAUUAGUAGCUCACUUGAAAUUUUGAACUCGUCUCAUAGCAAAUUCUCGGGCACCAUUCCGCACUACAUUGGUAGCUCUAGUGUCGCUCUUUCUGUGAUGGAUUUGCAAAUGAAUCAAUUUUCUGGCACAAUACCUGAAUCAUUUGAAGCGGGCAACAAUUUGAUGACCAUAAAUUUUAAUGGCAAUCUAUUGGGAGGGCCAUUUCCUCGAUCUUUGAUCAAUUGCACCAAAUUGAAAGUCUUAGAUCUUGGUAGAAAUGGCAUAGAGGAUGCUUUUCCCCAUUGGCUUCAUGUGCUUCAAGAACUACAAAUACUUGUUCUUAAAGAGAAUAAGUUACAUGGUUCGAUUUCUAGUUUCAAGGAUGAAACCAAGUUUGCCUUCCCAAAGUUGAGAGUUUUGGACCUGUUAAACAAUAAUUUUAGUGGCCAUCUACCUGCAGCAUUCUUCAAAUCUUUUAAAGCUAUGAGACAUGCAGAGGAAGGAGAAUCUGGCUUGCAUUACGUGGGUUAUGAAAACAACACCAGAGUACAUUAUGAAGACUCCAUCCAGUUAAUCAUGAAAGGACAUGGCAUUCAUUUAGAAAAGAUCUUGACUGUGUUUACAACAAUUGAUGUAUCCAACAACAUGUUCAAAGGAAAAAUUCCACAAGUUAUUGGAGAGCUUGGUGCUUUGAAGGGACUCAAUUUUUCACAUAAUCAGCUCACUAGUGUAAUUCCAAGCGCAAUUGGCAAUUUGAAGAAGUUGGAAUCUUUGGACUUGUCAUCAAACAAGCUCAUAGGAAAAAUUCCUCCAGAAUUGGCUAGUCUAGACUCUCUUGGGUACUUGAACCUGUCACAGAAUCAGCUUGAAGGAUGUAUUCCUACAGUCCCUCAUUUUGACGCAUUCUCAAGUGAUUCCUUUAAAGGAAACAAUGGCUUGCGUGGAUUUCAACUUGACAUUCCAUGCGUCACUCAUGAGAAAAGUCAACCACGACUACCAAGUUCAACUUCUGAUGCUGGGUUUUUUGAAUUUGGAUGGAAACCUAUUCUGUUGGGUUAUAUGUGUGGACUCUCAUUUGGAGCAUCAAUGUUUUGGGUUGUGAUUUUCUAG
This is a messenger RNA of Prosopis cineraria, 2163 nucleotides long. Its product is annotated as receptor-like protein Cf-9. The record is from RefSeq and is a predicted model, not a curated record. The transcript has 2 exons. Gene Ontology annotation, molecular function: protein binding. Bases 1 to 2163 code for a protein of 720 amino acids. NCBI's taxonomy places the organism in Eukaryota, Viridiplantae, Streptophyta, Magnoliopsida, Fabales, Fabaceae.